AUCCUGUUUUCAGUGAAGAAAUGGCAUCUGCCAUGGCCAAACCCAAAACCCAGACAAAGCUCAGCCGACAAACCCAUGAAAACCAGAAACCAAAGCCGCCGUCUUGGGCGGUUGUUAGAGGCAUAUUCAGCUGCAAGUACCUGCAGCCUCAGCAGCCACAAGAAAAACGACAACAACAGGAACAAGCAACAGAAGAGAGUAGGAAGAACUGUAAGAAAAUGAGGUGUUCCGGCUCACUCUGUAACAACACCAAGGUAACGCAUGAAGUUCACAAGAACAGGGCAUUAUCUUCAAGUUCAAGUAGAUACUCAAAAGCUCCCCCUUUGAACGAACAAAAUGAUAUUCCAUCAGCCAUUUGUUCAUCCUUAUCUGCCUCGUCUUCUUCCAAUUCCUCCAGCGGAGCCUCUUUCAGGGGAAUGCCAUUCAGAAAGUUCUACGGCUGCUAUGAAUGUAAAAUGGUGAUUAACCCUGUUAAUGGGAUGGCUAGAGACACUUUUCUUAGAGCAACCAUUUGGCCCUGUUCUGAAUGUGGUGAGGUUUUCAUGAAACCUGAAGCUUUGGAGCUUCACAAGAGUGUUAGACAUGCAGUGUCUGAACUUGGUCCUGAAGACACGAGCAAGAACAUAGUGGAGAUUAUAUUUCAAUCAAGCUGGUUGAAAAAACAAACCCCAAUUUGCAAAAUUGAAAGGAUUUUGAAAAUCCACAACACUUCAAAAACCAUCUCGAGAUUCGAGGAAUAUAGAGAUUCCAUUAAAGGCAAAGCCAUCAAGCUUUCAAAGAAGCACCCACGUUGCAUAGCAGAUGGUAACGAACUCCUGAGGUUCCAUUGCACCACGUUGGCUUGCUCAUUGGGCCUAAAUGGCUCUUCUAACCUCUGUAGUUCAAUCCCACAAUGCAAUGUUUGUAGUAUAAUCAAGCAUGGGUUCAAGUUGGCUGCAGAGGCCCCUGGAGGGGACGCAGGGAAGGGUAUUCUAACAACUGCUACAAGUGGAAAGGCUCAUGACAGUGCUGGAAUGUCAUUGGACGGCAAAGACAAACGAGCAAUGCUGGUUUGUCGGGUAAUUGCUGGCAGGGUUAAGAAGAGUUCAGAAAGCAGCGUGGAGGAUUAUGACUCAUUGGCCGGAGAAGCUGGCUUGUAUUCCAAUUUGGAUGAGUUAUAUGUGUUCAGUCCCAAGGCAAUAUUGCCUUGUUUUGUUGUCAUUUAUGGUGGGUUUUAACUUUUAGCUGCCAUUAACGGGUUUUUGUUGGGCAAGAGUUGUUUGAUUGCCUCUGGAAGGAUAUGAAUUUAAUGGUAUUCUAUUGUGUUUCUUGUAAAUUGGCAUUGGGUGGGUACUGUUGGUGUCUUCGAGAUGGAGAUAUCAUUCCCACAACGAGAGGCAUUGAUCACGUUCAUAAUAGUAUCACACUAUCCACUUUGAGUAUAA
Messenger RNA from Cucurbita maxima (winter squash), 1424 nucleotides. RefSeq lists its product as uncharacterized. The coding region runs from base 21 to 1217 and encodes 398 amino acids. The transcript has 2 exons. The record is from RefSeq and is a predicted model, not a curated record. NCBI's taxonomy places the organism in Eukaryota, Viridiplantae, Streptophyta, Magnoliopsida, Cucurbitales, Cucurbitaceae.